CUUUUUUUCUCUUUUCAAUUUUUCUAGUAUAAAAUAAUUAAUUGCCCAACUCCCUCAGUGCUCCACCAACCCCUCUUGCUUCUUCCUCUUAUCUUUCUCUCUAGAUUUUGCCAUUCACCCUAAAAGUCAGCGCCAUCUUUUGUGCCUUAUUUCCUCCCUCAGUUCCGAAACUUUGUUGCUUUAAUUGGGAAAAGAAAAGAAAAACCACACUGAUUUUUAUUUUUUUAUCUUCCUUAAUUCAUAGCCUUACCCAGAAGUCUCUUUCUGCUUUUCUCUCCCUCUGCAUAAUGGCUGAGGACUGGGAUCUCUUUGCCAUCGUGAGAAGCUGCCAAUCAGCCACCACAACAAUUCCACAAACCACCACCAAUAAUACUUCCUCUUCCUUAGUUACUUCCACUAUCAAGGAAGAAAUAUAUGAUGCAUUUUCCUCUCCCAAUAUAGUGCCACCCAAUACCAAUGAGUUUCAAGAGCUACACCAAUUGUUCACACCCUUUAACCCCACCAACAACACUAGUGCUCCGGGCAUCAAUCCCAAUUCCCCUUAUUUUGCAGAACAAGAAAGCCAGCAAAUCAGUGAACACCUUCAUAUUUGGCCUCAUUUUGUGCCAGAACAGUCUUCCACUCCCAGUUUCAAUAGAUUCCAUGACCAACAACAACAGCAACAGAUCAAUCAACUACAGGCACUUCAGAAACACGAAUUUCGACUACCCCAGAACAUUUCUCCCACAGUUUCACCAAACGCACAACCUCAAACACCCAAAUCAAGAAAAAGAAAAAGCCAACAGAAGAAGAUGGUGUGCCAUGUAACCGCAGAUAACCUCUCAGCAGAUUUGUGGGCAUGGCGAAAAUACGGACAAAAACCAAUUAAGGGUUCUCCAUAUCCAAGGAAUUACUAUAGGUGCAGCAGUUCCAAAGGUUGUAUGGCUCGAAAACAAGUCGAACGGAGUAACACUGAACCCGACAUGUUCGUCGUUACGUACACCGGAGACCACUCGCAUCCCCGGCCAACUCACCGGAACUCGCUCGCCGGAAGUACCCGGAGUAAGACUCUGGUAACCAAUCCGCCACCGUCACCUGGGUCACUCUCCUGCUUCCAAGCCACCCCUUUUUCUUCUUCUUCUUCAUCGCCACCACACUCUCCAACGUCGCCGGAGGAAGAUCCACGGAAACCGCCGAUUUAGAACCCGACCCGGAUAUGGAAACCGACGGGAACGAUGACGGUGACAUUCAAAUACAAUAACCCAUCAGCAAAGCCUUCUUGUCCAGCAAGUUUUGCAGGGACUCAUCGAAGUGACGUCGUUUCGAAGAACCAAACCGGUUUCAAAUUAUGUCCUGUUCAAAUCUCCCGGAAAUUAUGUUCGCUGCACACCUUUGGAUUAUUCCCUUCGUUGGUGACCGUUGGAUUAUGAUUGUGCGUGGAUCAGGAGACGCUGUUUGAUUCUCAUUCUCCAAAUCGAAGCCGUACACUUGAAUCUUCGGCGUAGGAUAGUUUACCUCGAGGAUCUGCCACGUGGGUAAACCCACUUAAUAUUAUUUUUUCUUAAAAUGAAGGAAAUAGCCAAAUACAUGAUUAAGAAAACAAAAAUAGAUUUUUUGUUUAAUGAGACUGGUGAAUAAGUCAAACUUUGAAGUUUCUACAUCAUUGUUAAUACGGCAAGCAUAAUCCCAAAGCACAUCCAAUCUAAAAAUAAAGCAAAGUAUACUCUCAA
Molecule: messenger RNA, 1709 nt
Organism: Glycine soja
Lineage: Eukaryota; Viridiplantae; Streptophyta; Magnoliopsida; Fabales; Fabaceae
Product: probable WRKY transcription factor 27
Exons: 3
Coding region: 288-1181 (297 amino acids)
Biological process (GO): regulation of DNA-templated transcription
Cellular component (GO): nucleus
Molecular function (GO): transcription cis-regulatory region binding; DNA-binding transcription factor activity
Source: RefSeq, a predicted model, not a curated record